Molecule: messenger RNA, 1518 nt
Organism: Brenthis ino (lesser marbled fritillary)
Lineage: Eukaryota; Metazoa; Arthropoda; Insecta; Lepidoptera; Nymphalidae
Source: the annotation of a GenBank genome assembly
AUGACCGAGGGUUUGAAGCGUAGGAAGAGUCCUGGAUGGGCGUUUUGGCGAUUAUUUAGAAUUAUCAAAAUGGGUGCAGCAUCAGACGGGUUUGGAGGAUGGCGCGCGCGCAUCGCCGCGUGUCGCGAGUCCCGAAAGCUUGUGCUUAUUAUUGUGGCCAUUGCUUUACUGCUGGACAACAUGCUCCUGACCACAGUUGUACCAAUCAUCCCCGAGUUCCUCUACGACAUCCGCCACCCCGACGCUCCGCUGUCCAUGUCUCUGGAGGACAUCACCACCCCUAAACCAUCCCCUACACCAUACUGCCCCUGCUUGAACAAGACUCUCUUCGUCGAAAAUGUUACACAAGUCAACAUAACUGCGCAAAAAGAAGAGCGUCACCUGGAACUGAUACACGAGACAGUCGCCGUUGGGGUGAUGUUUGCGAGCAAAGCCAUUGUGCAGCUACUAGCUAACCCCUUCGUUGGACCUUUGACUCAUAAGAUCGGAUACAGCGUGCCAAUGUUCACUGGUUUCAUCUUGAUGUUCCUCUCCACACUGAUAUUCGCCUUUGGUCGAUCCUACGGCGUGUUAUUUGUGGCGCGGGCUCUUCAAGGUAUUGGAUCGUCGUGUUCCUCCGUAUCCGGAAUGGGGAUGUUGGCGGAGAGAUAUCCGGAUGAUAAGGAGAGAGGUAACGCGAUGGGUAUAGCUCUAGGAGGUCUAGCUUUGGGGGUUCUCAUCGGUCCACCUUUCGGAGGGCUCAUGUACGAGUUUGUUGGAAAAACUGCGCCUUUCCUGAUGCUGUCUGCUUUGGCCCUUGGAGAUGGAUUGCUUCAACUGAUGAUCCUACAACCUGGCGUGGUUCGACAAGAAUCCGAACCCCCAUCGCUUCGAGCUCUCAUCACUGACCCUUACAUUCUCGUGGCAGCUGGUGCAAUAACGUUUGCCAACGUUGGCAUUGCCAUGUUGGAGCCAAGCUUGCCGAUCUGGAUGGCGGACACGAUGGACGCCCGUCGUUGGCAACAAGGAGUGGCAUUCUUGCCUGCUAGCAUCUGUUAUCUUAUUGGCACGAAUCUUUUUGGCCCUCUUGGACAUAAAAUGGGUCGCUGGCUCGCCGCAUGUUCUGGACUUCUUAUUAUCGGUUUUUGCCUCAUUCUGAUCCCCAUGGCACGUAAGCUGGAGCACUUGAUCAUUCCAAAUGCUGGUCUCGGGUUUGCUAUUGGCAUGGUAGACUCUUCAAUGAUGCCAGAGCUUGGCUUCCUCGUGGACAUCCGCCACGCUGCCGUGUAUGGGUCAGUUUAUGCUAUCGGAGAUACUGCCUUCUGUUUGGGAUAUGCUGUUGGUCCAGCCUUCUCAGGAGCUCUCGUGAACAGCAUCGGCUUCGAGUGGAUGCUGGUCAUCAUCGCUGUACUGAACUUUGCAUACGCUCCAUUCUUACUCAUACUACGCUCUCCACCCGCGAGGGAUGAGAAACAGAGCCUAAUCAUCAGCGAGAAGUCAUCAGUUCGUUACGUGAGCUACCAAAACGAGGAAGAGGAA